AUGGUCAAGUGAGUCCUCUGGCCAUUUUUGACCCCCGGAAGGCGUUUUGGCUGCUGUGGAUGGAUUUCGGGCAUAACUGACGUGUACGAUUUCGCAGGCCUGUCUCUUACGCGCUCACCGUCAAGACUGACUUUGCCGAGUCGAGCUUCAGUGGAACAGUCGAGAUUGAGUGAGUGGAGUGUACAACCUCGCGAAGAAGGUUAGAUCGAGGGCUGAUGCUGUCACACCUGCUUGUCAGACUCGAGCUCUCGCAGUUGACGAGAUGUGUGGUGCUCCACGCGACCAGACCGCUUCAGGUCCACGCAGCCGUACUAGUCCAAGAGGGGAAGCGAUUCGCACCAUGCUCACUUGAAACGAAUGAAGAGGAGGAGACGCUCAGCAUCGACUUUGAAGACGAGCUCAAGCCGGGCAAAGCCACCUUGGGGCUGCAUUGGACGGGUCGACUCAGCGCCGAGGCGAGGUUCGGUCAGUCGAGGUAGGCUGCUGUAACUAACGUUUCAAUGUGCCUGACAGUUUCUAGAUAUACUUCCAGGCUACUAUAAAAUCCCGUGUGAGGACGACGAACCCGAGGGAGAGCACUACGCGGUCACCCACUUCCAACCUACCAUGGCCCGCCGAGCUUUCGUUAGUCGCUCAUAGAGACAGAAUGCGUCGUCGUUGGCCUAUACUGACGGAGGAUUCAUCCUCGACUACAGCCUUGCUUUGAUCAUCCCGCGCAAAAGGCUACGUUCUCCUUGACGCUCCUAUCUCCCGCUGGCUAUACCUCGCUCGCAAAUUCGCCCGAGUUGGAGCGCUCGUCCAGCUGCGGAGAGCUCCCCACUACCACAGUACUUACAAGGGACUUCCUCGGAUUGGAGGAGAGUGCUGAAGGUGCUGCUUGGGAGGUCGUGAGAUUCAAGACGACCCCGAUCAUGAGCACUUAUUUAGUCGCCUGGGCCAUCGGUCACUUCAGGUGAGAACAUCGAUUUCUAUGCCAUGCUUAGUGACCCUCGCACUGAGAGUGAAGAUUAUUGGAUCAUAGUCACUCAGAGACGUCAUACAUCUCUCCCAUCACGAACAUCGAGGUCCCCUUGCGACUCUACGCGGCCACAGCCCGGAAAUACGUGCAACGAGGACUCGGCGGUCAAGCACUAGACACGCUUGCCAGGGCCAUGCCGAUCUAUGAAAAGCUGUUCGACAUCGCCUACGAAUAUGGCAAGGUCGACCUACUCGUUUGCGACGCCUUGGAAGCAGGCGCGAUGGAGAACCCAGGCCUGAUCACGGGACAACCUCUUUCGUUGCUCCAUGAUCCAGCUACGGGCGGUCGCUCCUCGAAGAAAAUUGUCACGACAACCGUCGCGCACGAAGCAAGUCAUCUUUGGUUCGGCGAUAUGGUCAGCAUGAGCUUCUGGGACGAGCUUUGGCUCAAUGAAGGGACCGCGACGUGGUUGGGAGAAGUGGUCGUCGUGCAUGAGCUCCAACCGGAUUGGAAUGUUGAAGUCGAGUUCGUGAGGACGCAUCGAGCUAGGGCACUUAAACUCGACUGCUUGCUGUCGUCCCAUCCCGUCCAUCUGCCAGUACUCAAGAAUCUGCCAAACGCGGUUGCUGAGGCGUUUGACGACAUCUCGUACGCAAAGGGAUCCACGCUCCUGAGGAUGUUGAGCCAUACGAUCGGACAAACCGCUUUCAUCCGGGGCAUCGCUACGUACCUCAAGAAGCACGCCUACGGCAAUACAACGAGCACUGAUCUGUGGCAAUCCAUGUCGGAAGCAAGUGGCGUCGAUGUGCCACGGAUGAUGGAGACUUGGACGAGCCAAGUCGGGUUUCCCGUCGUCACAGUUGAGGAAGACGGUCAGGUGCUCAAAUUGGCACAGAAUCGCUUUCUUGCGUCGGGUCCAGCAUCGGAGGAGAUUGACCAAACGGUCUGGACUCUUCCGCUGGGAGUAAAAGCCUUCGAAGCUUCAAAUGAGCUCGAGAGCAGAUUGAUGACGACGCGCGAACUGGAGAUCCCCAAACCGGCUGGCCUAUUCAUCGUGAACCGGGAAGCUGCCGGGUUUUGUAGGUUGUUCGCUCAUCGGUCCACCACGCGGCGACUGACCGCCCACUGCUUUGCACUGUAGAUCGCGUCUCCUACCCUCCACUCCACCUCUCCCUUCUCGCGUCCGAAGCCAUCUCCCCCACAUGCCGUCUCUCCCUCCCAGAACGCCUCGCCCUUCUCCAAGACGUCAUCGCUCUCUCCUCUUCAGGCCACACGCGCACCUCUUCGACGCUCUCCUUCAUCCGUACCCUGGCGUCGACGACCGAGACGCCCGAAUAUCUCCUAUGGCACGAAAUCGCCGAAGCUUUGGGUCACAUGCUUGAUACGUGGUGGGAAGAAGCACCCGAGGUACAAGAGGGGAUCAAGGCUUUUGCACGAAGUCUCCUCGAACCUCUUUUGGAUCGCGUUGGUUGGUCGUACGAUGUGGGGGAUUCGACGGAGAGGAAGAGCUUGAAGAGCUUGGCUGUCGGGGCGGCGUGUGUCGCUGAAGUCCCUGCGUGAGUGCCUUUUCGAUUGGCGAUGUCAUAGCUCGAGAAGGUUGACGACGUCGAUUCAAUUUCAUCGGGCAGAGCGAUCGAAUGGGCCCGCACCUCUUUCCAAGCCCUGCUAGCCUCCCAAGCCGCCCCUGACUCGCUCAUUAUCGACCUUGCCCCUAUCGUCCUUUCCACAACGAUCAAACACGGCUCAAGCAUGGAGUUCGACAUCGUGCAACAGAUCUACCACCAACCUCCGACACCUGCUCAUAAAAUGGGUGCGAUCAUCGGUCUGACGUCUUCGUCCGAUCCGGAAAAGUUGGUAGGGUUGGCGCAAAAGUUGUCGACAGGAGAGAUACCGAUGCACGAUGUGCCACUGUUCCUGGAUGUGAGUUCGGCAUUCACCAACCCAACCCUUUGGCGCGCGACUGAGCUCGCUUCUUCUUUCAUUCUGAUCCAGGGGUUCGCACGCAACCCCCAUUCUCGCCGCCUCGUCUGGUCCGUCGUCUCCAAUGCCUGGCCCCUCCUUCGCGCCGAAUUCGACUCCACCUCCUCCCUCUACAAAGUCCUCGAAGUUUCAAUCCAAGGAUUCUCCUCCGAACGAGACGCAAACAUAAUCGAAGACUUUUUCAACGAUGAGAAGCUCGAUGGGUUCGCCUAUGCGCUUGGUCAAGGGUUGGAGAAGAUUCGGUCCAAGGCGGGGUGGUUGGGGAGGGAUGGAGAGGAUGUCGAGCGAUGGUUGAGGGGGGAGGGGUUCAUUGCGUAA
Messenger RNA from Microbotryum saponariae, 3256 nucleotides. The record is from the annotation of a GenBank genome assembly. Lineage: Eukaryota; Fungi; Basidiomycota; Microbotryomycetes; Microbotryales; Microbotryaceae.